Messenger RNA from Seriola aureovittata, 1524 nucleotides. RefSeq names its product mitochondrial rRNA methyltransferase 2 (gene mrm2). Gene Ontology annotation, cellular component: mitochondrion. Gene Ontology annotation, biological process: RNA methylation. NCBI's taxonomy places the organism in Eukaryota, Metazoa, Chordata, Actinopteri, Carangiformes, Carangidae. The transcript is spliced from 2 exons. Gene Ontology annotation, molecular function: rRNA (uridine-2'-O-ribose)-methyltransferase activity. The coding region runs from base 39 to 758 and encodes 239 amino acids. The record is from RefSeq and is a predicted model, not a curated record.
UCAUCGUCCCGUACACAUGACCCUGAACAGUAAAAGCAAUGUGGGGUGUAUCGUUGCAGAGGAGAUGUUUACACCACUCUUUCUGUUUAAUGAAGAAGCAGAAAGGUAAAACUCCCGCAGAGCAGCGCUGGCUCACGCGACAGCUCAAAGACCCGUAUGUCAAAGCCUCUCACGCGCAAAACUUUCGAUGCAGAAGCGCCUUCAAGCUGCUAGAGAUAGAUGACAAGUUCAGGGUGUUACAGCCUGGAGACAGUGUGGUGGACUGCGGGGCUGCACCUGGAGCCUGGAGCCAGGUGGCCGUCCAGAGGGUCAACUCGGCCGGGACAGAUCCAGAGUUACGGCGGGGUACAGUCGUUGGCAUUGAUCUGCUGAACAUACCUCCUCUGGAAGGUGCCCACUUCCUGUCCAGUCACGAUGUCACCGACCCCGCCACACACGCCAAGCUGCUGGAGCUGCUCCCCAACGGACAGGCUCACGUCAUCCUGAGCGACAUGGCGCCAAACGCCAGCGGUUUUCGAGAGAUGGACCACGAGAAACUCAUCGUGAUGUGUUUGUCUUUGAUAGACUUGGCUGAGAGGAUUUUACAGCCGGGGGGAUCUCUGGUUUGUAAGUACUGGGACGGGAUCCUGGUUCAGAAACUCCAGGGGAAGCUCUCGAGCGUGUUCGGCAGUGUUCGGACUUUAAAGCCAAACGCUAGCAGGAAGGAUUCGUCUGAGAGAUAUUUCCUUGCUAGAAUGUACAGAAAGCCAGUGAGAUGAUGGUAGCUGUCUUUUAUUUCCCUUGUGUGUAUCCUAAAAUGAAAUUUGAAUAUUCUGUUGAGAUUCACAAAAAGUGCCCCACUGUGUUUUUGAUCAGUCUGAUCUUGAGGAUGAGGCCUCACUUAAUACCUUUGAUCAAAAGGUGGCACUGUUGAGGCAUCGGUGAAGGCUCGCGGCUCCAGGCAAAGGCACAUCAAAUGCUGCUGGUGUUGAUUUUCAUCCCAGCAAACUUAACACAGUAGCAUCAGUGAAUCAGUAAUAUGUAAGCCUAUGCAAGAAUCAUCGGUGUGAUAUUCCUCAAGAGCCCGAUGCUGUGUUUUCUCUGAAGUUAUUGUUUGCCCCACAGUGUUUGUUCUACACACUCAGUUUGCUAUUUGCUUUGUUACAGAAAGUCAUUUACCAGUGCUGCUUAUGCUAAUAAUUUGCACUGCCAGCCAUGUAGAAAUAUGUAAUCAUUCUCUCAUUCAGAGUUUAUGAAGGGAAAACCUAAUACAUAAGAGUCACAUACAGCAUGACUAAUGGGAAGUGGGAUGAUGCUGGAGCUUGGCACGCUGCGAGUGUUGCUGGGCUCUGCUCUCUGACAGUGGAGAGAUGGCCAUUUCCUGGGAAAAUAUUUUCAGGCCAGUAGACAGAUUUUAAGAUUCUUCUUUAAAUCACUGUGCUGAACACUUUGGAGAAGGGCUAUUUAUUUUGUUUGUGUCUGCGAUUCUGUUCUGUUGUGAGUUUGGAACCACUGCUAAUGAAAUAAAAGGAUGUUUCUGUCAGA